AUGGGCGAGAACCUGGAGCAGUCAAGUAUUGAAAUAAUAGUUGAAAGCAGACUGCCAGCAUGGAUUCUUGAAAGGAUUUAUCAACAAAAGGAACAGGAAUCAUGGUCAGUAAAUAAGCUGAGACAAUUUCUCGGGAAACUAGUGCUCAGAAGUGAAGAAGUAAUGAGGAUCCAAUCCCUGAAUAUGACAAAAAAUCAAGAACCAGUAAAGAGUAAGUCAAAACCAUUUUCACGAUUUAUCCCUAAUGAAACUUCAGCAUUAUCGGUUAAAACAAAAAGACCCUGCAUAUUUUGUAAUAAAGAUCAUUGGGAUAAUGAGUGUCAGGUUUACUCAACAGUAAAACAAAGGACGAAACGUUUGAAGGAAUUAAAGGCCUAUUUGAACUGUUUUGAUAAUAGUCACAAGACGACGGAUUGUAAAAGCAGAAAAUGUUCCUGUUUUUACUGCAAAGGCCCUCACAACACAGCACUAUGCGAAGAGAAGUAUCAAGGGCAUAACGAAUCAAAUAAAAAAGAAUCCAAAAAAGUCAAUGUUAUCAAUCCAAUUUAUCAGGAGAUUCGAAGCGAAGCUAUAGUACUCUUCGAUACUGGUGCGCAAACAUCGUUUGUAUCAAAAAAAUUGGCGCAAAAAUUGAAAUUAGAGGUUGAUGAAAGUGGAGUCAUGAGGAUUGCCUCAUUCAGCAACAAAUACUCAACUUCAUCUCCGUACUAUACAACGGUUGGUCCGAUAUUAGCUGGCAGUGGAGAUGCAACAAGGCCACCUAAAUUCACUGGAGUGACAACUAUAUCAAACUGUAAAGAUAUUACGCCAACAUCCGAAUGGCCACAAAGAACACCAACAACUGACAAACCUAAUGACGAAGAUAACGAACAAGCCUUAAACCAAUUUAAGGAUAGCAUUACGAAAAUCAAUGGACGGUAUCAGGUGUCAUGGCCAUAG
Messenger RNA from Dracunculus medinensis (Guinea worm), 939 nucleotides. NCBI's taxonomy places the organism in Eukaryota, Metazoa, Nematoda, Chromadorea, Rhabditida, Dracunculidae. The record is from the annotation of a GenBank genome assembly.